Messenger RNA from Laetiporus sulphureus 93-53, 537 nucleotides. RefSeq lists its product as uncharacterized. The record is from RefSeq and is a predicted model, not a curated record. Lineage: Eukaryota; Fungi; Basidiomycota; Agaricomycetes; Polyporales; Laetiporaceae. The transcript has 2 exons. The annotation marks the transcript as partial.
GUCGAACACUAUAAGAGUCACUCUGUGCGAUCUAUUCAAAUUCGAGCAUCACACUUGCCCAGCAAUGUUGAGGCUGCCCUUGCUGACAUGAAGAAUUGGAAGAUGAUAGAAUGGGAGAGGCAAAGGCUUGAUGCCAGGUGCCACGGAGAGCUUCCCUAUUUUUCGCACUGGCUCGCUCGACUACUCUGCUGCCGAGACAUGGAGGCAAUCAUGGAUAGGAACCUCCUCAAUGCUGACAACCAUUUACCAUAUAACUGUGCGGACAUUUUUGAUACAGUGACUCUUCGAGAAUUUCGAGGCCCAGAUGGACAUCCAUUCAUCUGUGGAGAGACAAAUGAGGGUCAUUAUAUCUUUAGCCUCUGUAUGGACGGAUUACAGCCUCAUGGUAGAGGCAGACUGCCAGACUCUGUUGGUACCAUCUACCUUGCAUGCUUAAAUCUACCUCCCAAUUUGCGCUACGAUCCUGACAACCUGUUCCUCGUGGGAUCAUUUCAGGCCCAACUCACCCUUCCAUGGAGGAGAUCAACCCUUUGCUAA